UGUACAAGAAGGAGUGGGUGCCGGCGUAACGGGGCUGUCCGCGGCGCACGAGCUGGUGGCGAUGAGCGGCGGCGCGCGGGUGACUCUGUACAAGAAGGAGUGGGUGCCGGCGUAACGGGGCUGUCCGCGGCGCACGAGCUGGUGGCGAGGAGCGGCGGCGCGCGGGUGACUCUGUACAAGGAGCCCUAUCUCGGCGGGGAUGUUGCCAGGACUGUGGCCGUCGACGAUGGUGGUAGCGGUCCUGUCAACCUCGACCUCGGCUUCAUGGUCUUCAACCGGGUGACAAGCCCAAACAUGAUGGAGUGGUUUGAAGGGCUCGGGGUGGAGAUUGAGAGAUCGGACAUGUCCUUCUCAGUGAGCACGCUGCUAGACAGGAACAGAGACUUUGAGUGGGGCACUUGCAAUGGCAUAUCCAGCCUCUUGGCGCCGAAGAAGAACUCGCUUAGCCCCAGCUUCUGGCGCUUGAUCGUAGAGAUACUCAAGUUCAAGAACCAUGCUCUCAAGUACCUUGAGGACCAUGAAAGGAACCCUGACCUUGACCGCAAUGAAACCUUGGGGCAGUUCAUUAGUGUGCAUGGCUAUUCCAAGCUCUUCCAGGAUGCAUACCUUAUUCCGAUGUGUGCGUGCAUCUGGUCCAGUCCGUCACAAGGAGUGUUGGGGCUCCCCGCUUCCUUUGUGCUCUCGUAUUGCCGUGACAAUCACCUUCUUGAGUUGUUUGGUCGCCCCCAGUGGCACACUGUGAAGGGCCGAUCGGAGUCCUACAUGAACAAGGUAAGAGAAGAGUUGAUGAGCAUGGGUUGUCAAAUUAAGACCAGCUGUGAAGUAAAGUCUGUUUCAAGUUUAGAAGGAGGUUACAUAGUCCUGGAGGUUGAUGGUUCAGAAGAGAUGUACGACCAAAUCAUGUUUUGUAUCCCUGCACCUGAUGCUCUAAAAGUUCUUGGAGCUGAAGCAACACAUGAUGAAUUGAGAACUCUAGGUGCAUUUCAUUAUACUAACAGGUAACACUGCAUGCUAUUAUACGUACAUAAGAGUCUAAACCAAAUGUAUAUGAGAUCUUUUACGGUAUUUGUGAGGAAUAUGCGUAUGCAUGUAGGGACGGCAAUUUUACCCACGGGUAUGGGUAUGGAUAUAGAUUUUUACCCGCGGGUACCAUUGGGUACCCGAAAUACAAUAAAUAAUCUAGCGAACUCAUAUCGUUCACAAAUUUAAUGUCUCAUUUUCUUGUGAUUGUAUGAACUAUAUAGACGAAUAAUGAGAU
Messenger RNA from Panicum virgatum (switchgrass), 1258 nucleotides. RefSeq lists its product as uncharacterized. Bases 265 to 1002 code for a protein of 245 amino acids. The record is from RefSeq and is a predicted model, not a curated record. The transcript is spliced from 7 exons. NCBI's taxonomy places the organism in Eukaryota, Viridiplantae, Streptophyta, Magnoliopsida, Poales, Poaceae. Gene Ontology annotation, molecular function: oxidoreductase activity.